CCGCUCUAAAUUUCUUAGUGUACAGUCGGAGCUCCGGAUUCAUUAACGGAGCCCCAGCUUAAUUAUUUCAUUUUCCCUCUCUUUUAGAUCUCUGUCCCAUUUUUUUUCUUUACUUUUUCCCAGAUCUCAUAGAAAACAAAAAUAUCACAAACAGAAAGGGAAAUAAUAUAAUCUUUUUCGAAAAUGUCGAAACCCUGGGGUGGCAUCGGCGCGUGGGCCGCCGAGGCCGAGCGAGAAGAAGCGGAGGAACGAGCAGCUGCCGAAGCCGCAGCCACUGCGGCAGCUGGUGCGCCCACGGCUGAAUCUCAGAGUUUCCCUAGCCUAAAAGAAGCCGUCAGCGCGAAACCCAAGAAGAAGAAAAUGACUCUCUCGGAGUUUAACAUGGGGACUUACUCGUCAUCCGGCGGGGGUGGACUUGGCAGUGCUAGGGUAACGGAAAACAAUAAGCUGACACCCGAAGAGAUGAUGCUCCUCCCUACCCGACCCAAAGAACGUUCCACCGAGGAAUUGCAGUUUGGCCAGCUCGGAGGUGGGUUUUCGUCCUACGGGAGGUCGGGUCCACCUGCGGGUCGGGUUAUGCGUGACCGUGAAGACAGCGAUGGAUCGUGGGGCUUCGGAAGGAGGCAGCAGGGGGGGUUUAAUGAAGAACGGCGGGGUCCGCCUUCUAGGGUUUCUGAUUACGAUCAACCGUCGCGUGCCGAUGAGGUGGACAAUUGGGCAAUUGCAAAAAAAGCAAGUCCUUCACUGGAUUCGGGCAGGCAAAAUCGAUACGGUGGGCUUGGAACUGGAGGAGGUGGUGGAUUCUCUAAGGCCGAUGAGGCUGAUAAUUGGACGGCUCUAAAACGGUCAAUUCCAUCUCGAUCUUCGACGUUUGGUUCAGGUUUCCGUGACUCGGGACCAGAGCCUGAUAGAUGGUCCCGAGGUGGGGGUGGAGGUGGAAUCAGAGAGGAAAGGCCUAGAUUAGUUUUGGAUCCACUGCGAGGGGAUGUGAAUGAGCUUGUGGUUAAGACAAAUAAGUCGAAUCCUUUUGGGGCAGCGAGGCCCAGGGAAGAGGUGCUAGCGGAGAAAGGAUUGGAUUGGAAGAAGCUGGACUCUGAAAUUGAAGCAAAGAAGGAAACUAGUAGGCCUACCAGCGCCCACUCCAGCAGGCCAUCGAGUGGACAAUCUAGCAGGUCCGAAGGUCCCCUGCAGCAAGCGAUUGAAAAUGUGGUCAAGCCGAGGCCUAAGGUCAAUCCGUUUGGUGAUGCUAAGCCUAGAGAAGUUUUGCUGGAAGGGCGAGGUCAGGACUGGCGGAAGAUUGAUCUUGAAUUAGACCGUCGCAGGAUAGACAGGCCAGAAACAGAAGAGGAAAAGAUAUUGAAAGAAGAAAUAGAUAAUUUAAAGAAGGAGCUUGAGAAAGAUUUGACCCCAAAUUCGGAAUCUGGGGACCAACACUCUUUACAUGAAAGGCUUCUUCACAAGGAAAGGGAAUUAGAGAUGCUGAUCUUAGAUUUGGAAAACAAAGCUAGAUUUGGGCAGAAAGUUGUUGAAAGGCCUGGUUCUGGAGCUGGAAGGACUGGCAGCUUCACGGAUAGACCUCCUUCUCAAUCUGGAUCCAUUGAUGGCUCUAGAAGUGUGGAGUUCAUGGAUAGGCCCAGAUCUCGUGGUACUGCUGAUGCAUGGACAAGGCCAGGUGAUGACCGAAGAGGAUUUCAAGCUGGCAGGGAUAGAGGAUUUGUAGGAAACAGAGAUAUGGACAGGCCAAGAUCAAGGGAGAGAUGGUGAACCGCCAUUGUCAUUGUUUUGUUGAACUCUGACAACAUGGACCAAUAAUAUUUUGCCACCUCUCUUCUUUUCCUACUGUUCUUUUGCUCUGGUAAAGUGGAGCAAAGGAUUCUUAGAAACAGGGAGCUAUGCAUUAAAUCUUCAUACCAUAUGUAAUAUGGCCACUCAGCCCAUCAUUCUUUUUAUUUUUAAUUUCUAAAGCAAGGAGCCUGUAUUUGGUAGGACUCAAAUUUUGUUUAAGAAACAAUGUGGGAUUCACCAGUUUAUUUUUAAUAUUCCAUUGGAAUGUUAUAGAGAUAAUGUAGUGUAGAGGUUGGUGAAUUUCGUUCGGGUGGAUUUGGUGUGACAUGAUUGAGAUGGAUCCUUUCUUAAUA
Messenger RNA from Gossypium raimondii (Peruvian cotton), 2138 nucleotides. RefSeq names its product eukaryotic translation initiation factor 4B2. The transcript is spliced from 3 exons. The record is from RefSeq and is a predicted model, not a curated record. Lineage: Eukaryota; Viridiplantae; Streptophyta; Magnoliopsida; Malvales; Malvaceae. Gene Ontology annotation, molecular function: mRNA binding; translation initiation factor activity. The coding region runs from base 184 to 1764 and encodes 526 amino acids.